Molecule: messenger RNA, 3531 nt
Organism: Fimicolochytrium jonesii
Lineage: Eukaryota; Fungi; Chytridiomycota; Chytridiomycetes; Spizellomycetales; Powellomycetaceae
Product: Hamartin protein-domain-containing protein
Exons: 4
Coding region: 300-3473 (1057 amino acids)
Biological process (GO): regulation of cell cycle; negative regulation of TOR signaling
Cellular component (GO): TSC1-TSC2 complex
Source: RefSeq, a predicted model, not a curated record
CCGUCUACGUCCUCUUCUGUAUGGGCAUAUGUGCUGCACGGUGUAUUCGGGACGGCUGAGGAUGGCUGAGGAGGAGGAAGGAAACGGUUGGGAUGGGCGUUGCAAGUGUGAAUUGGAAGCUGUGCGGAGACGGCGCGGCAGGGAGGGUUCAGAGGCCCAUUUGGACACCUCGUAGGGAGAAGCAUUCCCAAGAUUCCCAUAGCACGCUGAAGAGCGCUGAAGGCAACCACCCUCCGGACCAUUGAGGCUUCCUUCAUGUCGCUGGGCACCGACCGCUCUCCCACAGCGCUCCCUCCAAAAUGUCGACCCGAGACGUACUCUCCUGUCUGACCGCCGACCUCAAGGCAGGCACCUCCGACCUCCUCCUCCCAACCCCCCCACCCAUCAACACCUCCAAAGCCUACUCCAUCCUCCACGCCUACACCACAACGCACCCGCCCGUCGCCUCACCCACCUCCGCCACCUCCUCCUCCAGCACCCUCACAAUCCAAACCUACAACCCCUCCGUCGACAAACUCGCCACCGAACUCACCCAGCUCUUCAAAACCACCUUCGCGCCCACGAAGGAGAUCGCCAACGCCAAAGGGGCGUACAAACUCACGCCGGCGCAGGUAUCCUCGACGCAAGAUACGCGGCUGCUGAUCUUUGCGGCGUGGUUGAAGCGGUUGUUGCCGAUAUAUGAUCCGGCCCGGUUUGCGGCGGAUUGGUGGGAGGCGUUGAUCAGGCCGUUGUUGGUGGCGGGGAGGUGGAGGCCGCUGUUGGAUGUGUGUGGGGAGCUUGCGGUCGCGUUGUUGUGUACUGACUCGUGGGUUGCGACGAGCGCGACGGCGGCAGCGGGGAAUGGGGGAUCGCAGACGAACCUGCUGGCGGGGAACGUGACGGCCGCGGGCCAGUUCAGGCGCUCGGUGGCGUGGACCUAUUUUGCUGAACGGCAUGCGUUCUGGGAGAAGGAUAGCAUUGCGACCACGCCUAAAUCGGGGGGAAGUUCACCGGGUCGGGGAGCAUCGACAACCAUCGAACAGUCCAACGUCCCAACAACCACACGCCGCGUAGGCGCCUUCUGGGACUCCACCUCCUGUCUCAACUUUGAGAAGAUCCUCAUCUCGCUCGCAAUCUCAAAACCCAAAGAAUUCUUUGACAUCCUCAACGAGUUUGCGCUCAUGAAGGAGUACCGCCUGCACCUGCUCGUCUUCCUCGCCAAGCUGAUCAGACGCGAGGAGGCGCCCUGCUACUAUAUCAUCGACACCCCGCUGUUUGCCACGUUACUCGCGAGCGCGGGGAGGGAUACCAACCCGGCGAUUUUGACCUCUACGUUGAGUGUGCUUACGGCCCUGCUGCCGGUUGUGGCGACGCGAUUGGCGGAGUAUCUGGAUGAGCUCAUGGCGGGAUUGGUGAGGGUGGUGAAGUGGGAAGCGGUGUUCGUGGGCGUUUUCAAAGGGGCUGAGGAUGAGAGCAAACAAGGGCUGGAGCAAAACAACCCUGGUGGAGGAAGUGAGGGGUCCCGCGGCGCAGCCUCCACCCGCGCCAAAUCGAUCCUCACCGACUACACCCUCGCCGCGGUGCACCAAGCCAUCGAGAACUACUACACACUCCUGUACGGCAUGUUCCCCUGUACCACCGUCGCCGCCGUGCGUUCAGUACUGACGAAGGACGAGUCGUCACCGCCAUCGGUGAAGACAGGCAACAGUCUGCCGAUGUUUGAGAUCGCGGACGAUCCGCUGGCGCAGCUGACGGAACGCUUGUUGGAUGCGGAUGAUUGGGAGUUGGAGAAGGUUGUGGGGGGGCGGUUUAGGAAACUCGUCGAAGCCCACAAACUCCACCCAAAUCUUAUCCUCUCGACUCCAGCAGACGAACGCAACACAAUUCGUAACAUCCAGAAACCGCCGUCCGAAAUCGUCGUGGAAAGCUUGGAGCUGCGUGUACCGGCCAUCUCCCCACUCCUCGCUUCGCAUCAGCAAAGGCCCUUGGUGCAGGGUCUAAAAGAGGAACAGACAGCACAGCACGACACCCCACUUGCGUCCCUGACCGCAUUCACAAUCCUCGACAACCAGCUCGCCGUCGCGCCCCGCCUCUUCCCGGCCACCGAGGGGGAUAACCGCGACUCCUCGCCAAGGGACACGCGGGCUGUAGGCGGGAAGAAUAACCCCGUAUCCCCGCUCGUGGUGUCGCCGCUUGCCGCUGAUGCGAAGAGUGUGGGUUCUGUGAGAAGCGAGCAUGAUCCGGUUGUUGCUGCUGUGGCUGUAUCGGAGCCGGCGGUGGUGUCAACACAGACUGAUGGUGUGGCAGUCAAUGCGAGCAAAUCGGUCGAUUUCGAUCUGGACCUUAUCUUGCAGAUGAACAGGGCGUUGCGCGUAUCUGUUCUGGGGAUCAAGGAAAGUUUCGGUUACGAGGCCGUCAAAUCGCCGCAUGCACACGGUGGGAACAACGCGGAUAGUCAGACGCAGCAGGAUCUGGACGUGCUCCGCCUGCAGCUGAUGAUGCUGCUCAACGAGGUCAAUUUCCAAGCCUACAUGCGCUGGCACCAUCUGCAGUAUAUCCGCAAACUGAAGAAGGACCGGAUGAUGGAGGAGUUGAAGGAUGCGGAUCGGCAGAGUGUGUUCGAAACCCUCAAACAACGCCAAAGCGAAUUACACACCCUCCACGAAACGCUCACCCGUCUCCGCGCCGAAUCCGCAUCCCUCCGCGACCGCUCCCGGCGUCACGAAGACGACCUGACCAAACGGAUCCGCAGCUACCAAUUCGAAGCCGAAACCCUCACAUCACAGAACAACGCGUUAAGGGAACGCGUCGACAUGCUCACGCGGGAUCUGCGGGAUGCGACGCGGAAGACGGACGAAGAUGUGGAGAAGAUCUUUGCGUUGCAGACCGAGUUGGAGGUGCUUCGGCCGGAGAUGGAGAGGUUGCGGGAGUGUGAGGGGGUCAUUGAACGGUUGUCGAGGGGGGUUGUUGAGAGGGGCACGACGAACUCUGGGCGGAUGGGGGUUAGCGGUAUCACCGCUGGUAUCGCCGGCACUCGCGCCUCGACAUCCAUAUCAGACCCCGCCAAACUGUCCUCCAGCAGCACGGAAACGCAGUUCCUCCUCGACCGCAUCCUCUCCCUCGAACUCUCCCUCGCCGACCUCGAAAACGCGCACACGGCGCUGACCCAACAACACACCGUCCUCUCCACGGACCACACAUCCCUGCAGAUACGUGCGCAGCGAUUGGAAAGCGUGAACGAACGAUUGGAGAAGGAUGCGGCGGAACAUGCCCGGGUUGUGGAGGGGUUGGUUAGUAAAGGGGCCGAAAGGGUGAGGUGUGUUGAGGAGAAGUAUCGGACUGUUAGGAGGUGUUGUGUGAGGUUGGAGGCUGUUGUGGAGGAGUUGAAGGGGAGGGUGGGUCGGGGAGAGAAUGGGCAGGGGGAUAGGAAAGAGGGGCAUGGGGAGGGGGAGGAGGAGGAGGUGGGGGAGGUAAGGAUUGGGAGGUAUACUUGAGCGGAGUUGGUUGAUAUCGAGCGGUGUCUUGAGUGAACGGCGUUGGGCGUGCGUUUGC